AUGCCUGCUGCAGACAGAAGAGAUACACAGGAGAAGGGAUAUUUGAACCACAUGGCUGACAAGGAGCACCAACCCCUCCCUGGGAGAAGCUACCAUGCUGGAACACUGCCCCGAGCUGAGAAGAAGCUGCACGAGGCUGUGUGCGUGCUACUGGUGGAGCUGUGCGAGCGCUUCACCUUCUUCGGCAUCGUCUGCAACAUGAUCCUGUUCUGCACGGCCAAGCUGGGCUACCGCAGCUACCAGGCUGCCAUGGUUAACAUGUGCUUCGUGGGCACCUCCACGCUGACACCAGUGCUGCUGGGCUGGCUGGCUGAGCACCUCGUGGGCAGGACCAGGCUGGUGUGCAUCUGCAUGUUCCUGCACUUCCUAGGCACAGCACUGUUACCUGUGGUGUCCUUCCCCUUUGAAGACGUUUACAUCGACAGACGACACAUCCUUCUCACCCUGCCCAAAAAGGAGCAGAAAAUCUUGUUCUACUUUGCACUCCUCACAGCCAGCCUGGGAAUAGGAGGAAUAAGAGCUAUUGUGUGUCCACUGAGUGCCUACAGCCUCGAGGGCUGUGCACCAAAGGAGCUGCUUUCAUUUUUCAACCGGUUUCACUGGCUGGUUAACUUGAAUUCAGCAGUGGUCUUUGUCAGCAUUUCUUACAUCCAGCAGUCCGUGGCCAGGAACCUUGGCUUUCUCAUCCCAUUUGUGUCUGGGCUUAUGGCUAUGAUCACAGUUCACAUGGUGCGGGGUGAAAUGAUUUACAAACCCAAAACAGACAGCUCCCUGCUGACGAGUUUUGGGGUGAUUCUCAGUGCUCUGAGGACAUGCUGUGUGCGAUCUCGCUAUUUCAGCAUGGCCACGAGCAGCUGGCUGGACCUGGCCAAGGAGAACCACGGGGGCCAGUACACUGAGACUCAGGUGGAAGGCACAAAGUCACUGGCCAGACUCUUUCCCUUGUUCACCUUCCAGAUCCUCUACAGGAUGUGUGUUAUGCAGAUUCCUUCAGGAUAUUAUCUCCAAACCAUGAAUUCCAACUUGCACUUCAGUGGAUUUUUCUUACCAGUUGCAGCAAUGAACGUGAUAAGCAUCGUACCACUACUGAUUCUUGUUCCUAUUUUGGAGUGCAUUAACUCCUGGCUCUUUAGCUCCAAGGACACUGGACAUUCUCCAACAAUUUACAUUGUUGUAGGUCACUUGUGUGCUGCACUCUCUGUGAUGGUGGCUGGCUUCUCUGAAAUCCACAGAAAGCACUUCCCUCAGGUGGAGCAGACCCUCUCCAAAGAGGUUCUCCUGGUGUCCUCCAUGCCCUGCUUCCACCUGGCUCCUCAGUACAUCCUGCUUGGAGUGGCUGAAGCCUUGGUAACUCCCUCCUGUUCCUUACUUUGCUUCUGGCUUGUGCCUGAAAGAAUGAGAGGGAUUUCCAUGCAUUUUUUAGCUCUCUUUAAUGGAGCUGGCUGCUUUAUGGGAGCUCUCUUUGUUCAGACAGCCCACGCUGGCACUCAAGGCAGCUGGUUCCCACACUUGCUGCAUGAAGGUAAAUUGGAGAGAUUCUUCUUCUUCUUGGCUUCCUUAAUGAUGGUGAACACCCUGGGGUUCUGGAGCAUUGCACACAGAUACAACAAUCUGCAUGAGAAUUGCACCGAUGAGUUCAGAGGAAGUUUUCCUGGAGAAAAACUUCUGAAGCAUGAAACAGCCAUCAAGCAUUAUAAUGCUGUCCUGGAAAGUUCUCCCAUUUUGUCUCCUGUGGAGAAAACCUGAUAAAAUUUCACUGUCAUUUGACUAAAUUUUGAUUUUGUUAUCCACCAGCUCUCUAAUGAUAAAUUACCCAGCACACUUAAGUGGAACUAUGUCCCGGUAUUUAUGAAUUAUCUGGUGAAUAAUAAUGUUGUUUAUGAGUUAACAAAACAGCAUUCUUCAUCGGAUUUGGCCUUGAAGGAGGCUGCA
Molecule: messenger RNA, 1932 nt
Organism: Catharus ustulatus (Swainson's thrush)
Lineage: Eukaryota; Metazoa; Chordata; Aves; Passeriformes; Turdidae
Product: solute carrier family 15 member 5-like
Exons: 9
Coding region: 1-1746 (581 amino acids)
Biological process (GO): transmembrane transport
Cellular component (GO): membrane
Molecular function (GO): transmembrane transporter activity
Source: RefSeq, a predicted model, not a curated record